This is a messenger RNA of Ornithodoros turicata, 756 nucleotides long. RefSeq lists its product as uncharacterized. Bases 1 to 756 code for a protein of 251 amino acids. NCBI's taxonomy places the organism in Eukaryota, Metazoa, Arthropoda, Arachnida, Ixodida, Argasidae. The record is from RefSeq and is a predicted model, not a curated record. The transcript has 6 exons.
AUGGAGAAAGGAAUCUAUGUGUUGUCCAGAAACCGACCGUUUCUUUCACUGGUGUCUGUGAUCGCUGGGGCCGUUCUGGACGCAUCAGAUAACGACGGAGUGCCAACCAAAUGCCCAGGAAAUGCUUCGAACGUCGUGGACUCCGUGUUAAGGGUCCUCGACGCCGCUGACAAAUAUGAAGACGAAGUCUUACAGCAGCUUGUCGAACCAUUAAAGCAUAAAUUGAAAGUUGCUGCCGCUGAACUACGACAAUCGUGCACAGUGUCUGUAAUGCACGCUGUACUGUCCAACUCAAUUCAGCUGCUUGCACUUCUUGAGGAAUUUGAAGAAGAUUAUACUAAAAAGCUACAUCAUUCAGUACUCCUCAGUCUUCAAGAACUGGAGGGAAUGAACAAGUCAGAUGUCGAUGACGAUGUGCAGCCUCUUGUAGAAACAUUACAGUGUGUCCCGCCCCUUAUUCGACAUCUUCAAGCUCGUCUCGAAGUGACUACCGAAAAAUCCUGCUACCUGAAAUUUCACAGUGCAGCUGGAAUGAGCAAGUUCUACGUGCAGUUUCUAGGCCAGACCUACAGGCAGGCGGCGAAGCACCCAUCUAGUCCAUCUAUUAAGGUGUUGAAGACAUUUGCUCUGCAGCUCGUGUGCACAUGUCUUACAAAGAUGUGUAAUGCUAUUUGUGUCCCCGAUACACAACGGCAGGUCCUCAUGGGCAACUUUGUUGAUGCUAUGGACCAGGUAACAGCUCAACAUGUUGCAUAA